AUGUUGCCUUUGGAUGGCAUACGUGUGGUUGAGUUCGCCGGCCUUGCGCCAGCGCCAUUCGCUGGUCUUGUACUGGCCGACUGGGGUGCAGAUGUCAUUCGUAUUGACAGAGCUGGCCAGGCGACUUCCACAGAUGUCCUUUGCCGCGGAAAACGUUCCUUUGCUGCAAAUCUGAAGCAUACGGCUGGCAAAAACAUCGUGCUUAAGCUCAUUUCAAGUGCGGAUGUCUUGAUUGACCCCUUUCGCCCUGGUGUGCUUGAACGCCUCGGAUUCGCCCCCGAAGUUUUCCUUGGUCCAGAAGGAAUCAAUAAACGCUUGAUAUACAGCAGAAUUCGGGGCUUUCCUAUCGGAGAUACUCGACAGAAUUCGGCAGGACAUGAUAUCAAUUAUCUUGCUGCCAGCGGUGUUCUCUCCAUGCUUCCCGGAACGGACAAACCCAUGUUUCCGUUAAACCUCUUGGCAGACUUCGGCGGUGGAGGAUUGCUCUGUGCCCUCGGUAUCAUCCUCGCGCUCUUCCAACGUCAAUCAACAGGAGUUGGUCAAGUCGUAACCACUGACAUGGUCUCAGGAACUCGCUACAUAUCAUCGUUCCCAUUACUGAAUACUGCGAAUAUGUCGUCACCGUGGUUCUCCGGCUCCCGAGGCACCAACCUGCUGGAUGGCGGCGCCCCAUUUUACGAUAUUUACGUCUGCUCUGACGGUGGAUAUAUUUCGGUUGGAUGCCUUGAACCGCAGUUCUUCACCGCAUUCAUUGACAGCCUACGCUCGGCUUUGCCACGCGACUUCUCUGUGGGAGGAUGGAUACCGAGCUUGGCGAGUCUCGAGGAUCGAAGUCAAUGGCCUCAGCUACGCGAAUACAUUGGUACAGCUUUUCGCGCGCACACCAGAGACUAUUGGGCCGGAGUUUUUGACGCGACUGACUCCUGCGUGGUGCCUGUCCUCAGCCCCACCGAAGCAUCUGCGAAAUUGGGGUCGUCGAUUCCGUUGCGACAUCCGUGUCUGAGUGCCGCUGUUAAUCCGCCACGAUCUUCCCACCAAUCACACGCGACGAUCGCACCCGGUCGACACACUCACGAAGUCCUGAUGGAGUUGGGAUAUUCUGAUGCUGAUCGACGUCGACUUGUCCUGAGUGGCGCUGUCGGAGGCUCUUCGGUGGGAUUGAACAUGAAUCAAACAAAACUGUGAUUGACUACCCACGGGCGGAGCAUAGUGUAUUAUGUACGAACAAUACGUAACAGUAAC
This is a messenger RNA of Punctularia strigosozonata HHB-11173 SS5, 1242 nucleotides long. RefSeq names its product CoA-transferase family III. The record is from RefSeq and is a predicted model, not a curated record. Gene Ontology annotation, molecular function: catalytic activity. NCBI's taxonomy places the organism in Eukaryota, Fungi, Basidiomycota, Agaricomycetes, Corticiales, Punctulariaceae. The transcript has 7 exons. Bases 1 to 1185 code for a protein of 394 amino acids.